Molecule: messenger RNA, 696 nt
Organism: Corylus avellana
Lineage: Eukaryota; Viridiplantae; Streptophyta; Magnoliopsida; Fagales; Betulaceae
Source: RefSeq, a predicted model, not a curated record
AUGGUGGAGUGGUACUGUAUUCAAAAGGUUUUAAAUGAUUAUGAACAAGCCUCGGGACAGAAGUUGAAUAGGGGUAAGACAUCCAUUUUCUUCAGUCGUAACACUGCUAUGGAUAUCCGAACACAAAUUAUGUCGGUUGCGGGAAUAAAUUUCACACAACGGUAUGAGAAGUAUUUGGGACUACCGGCGAUUAUAGGUCGCUCUAAAGUGUCUUCCUUGUCCGGUAUAAAAGGGCGCAUAUGGGAUAAAAUGCAAGGUUGGAAAGAGAAGUUUCUUUCGCAUGCAUGGAAAGAGAUUUUACUGAAGCCGGUGGUGCAAGCGAUUCUGACAUACACCAUGAGUGUUUUCUUACUCCCCAAAACUCUAUGCAAUGAGAUCAAUUCAAUGAUGUCAAAAUUUUGGUGGGGGCAUAAAGAAAAUGACAAGAAGGUGGCGUGGAUUAGUUGGGAAAAAAUGGGCAAAGCAAAGGAGAAAGGAGGGAUGGGUUUCCCAGAUUUAGAAUGUUUUAACCUUGCUCUACUUGCCAAGCAAGGAUGGCGCCUCACUCAGAACCCCACUUCUCUUGUUGCUAGAAUCUUACAAGAGAAAUAUCAUCUGAAUUGCACUUUUUUAGAAGCCCCUUUAAGUAAGAAGUCAUCAUAUGUUUGGAGGAGCAUUUGGCAUGCGAAGAAUCUGCUUAAAGAAGGAUUGGUGUAG